Molecule: messenger RNA, 580 nt
Organism: Annulohypoxylon maeteangense
Lineage: Eukaryota; Fungi; Ascomycota; Sordariomycetes; Xylariales; Hypoxylaceae
Product: NADH ubiquinone oxidoreductase subunit NDUFA12-domain-containing protein
Exons: 7
Coding region: 72-488 (138 amino acids)
Biological process (GO): response to oxidative stress; mitochondrial respiratory chain complex I assembly
Cellular component (GO): membrane
Source: RefSeq, a predicted model, not a curated record
CUUAAAUCAAUGUUUCCACUUUCACAAUUGAAGCAACACCUGAGGCGAUAGGACAUCGGACUUCGCCCAACAUGUCGACCAUUCCAAGAACUAUCGCCAAUUUUUGGCGAGUAGGAAUCAAGGAUGCUUGGCGCCAGAUGCAGUAUAUCGGCGAUACUAAGGCUGGUACUUUGAUUGGUACCGAUCGAUUCGGCAACAGAUAUUUCGAGAACAACGAAGAACUGCCCCUUCGAACACGAUGGGUAGACUAUAAGGUCCACGACUUCGAUGCAGCCCAGAUUGAGCCUGGCUGGCACGCUUGGAUUUCCUACUCCGUCAACAGUCCACCUACCGAAGAUUCAUUGCUUGCAUAUAAGAGAAGACCCUGGGAGGACACCGAUGCCAAGACAAUCCCUAACUAUACCUUUACAAAGGGGGCAUACAGACCAUACAACACGACGAAAGCUAAGGUUACGACUUGGGAACCCGUCGCCGCCGAGAGGAAGUAAAGGAAAAGAACAGACUGCUAUGUACAUAUUCACAACAUGACGCCCAAGGAAAUCUAGAGCCAAGGCGUUAACAAUCAUAUUCUAUUACCAAU